Messenger RNA from Caenorhabditis sp. 36 PRJEB53466, 983 nucleotides. NCBI's taxonomy places the organism in Eukaryota, Metazoa, Nematoda, Chromadorea, Rhabditida, Rhabditidae. The record is from the annotation of a GenBank genome assembly.
AUGAAUGACGACAAACUGCGAAGUCUGUUCGCUUCGCUCGCCACUCUCACGCAGCAGGGACCGAUUCCUGGUGAGCAUCUGGGUUGAAACAUAAAAGAAAUUAUCUUGAUGGGGAAGAAUUCAGUGCAAGCAUACAGUAUGCUCGCAGGACAGCACAACACGGAAGUGCUCGCGGAGCACAUGAGACUGAGGUGGCUGGCGGACGGACGGUUCGGACCUCUGGCAGCCAACAUCCUCAUGCACAUCCAUAAGGUUCCGCACGGAAUACGUUUGCAUCCAUGAUUAUCUAUACUUCCAGGCAGACACAAAGGACAUCUCGCUCUCUUCGAACGUGCUCGCUCUGCUGCUUAAUGACUACCGCAACCGGCUUUCCGUUCGCAAUGACUCUCGACUCAUGUUCCGGAACAGUGUCAAAACGCUGUUUUCGUGAGUGUUUCAUGCAGUAGAAAUGACCUUGAUCGUUCUUCAGAAUGUACCCCGUCUACGUCAAAAUGGACGAAUGCGUCUCGAAAUGUUUCAUAAAACCAAUGUUCUCCUCACUCGACGCACUUAUUGACGAUGGGCCCGACACGGAAGAUUUGGAGGUUAGCAUCAAAAGAAACUCAUCUGAAUCUUGGCCAUUUCCAGACGGCCGGAGUGCUCCUUUGCGAGAACGGAAGGGUUCUUCACGACCUCAAUUCAUACCUUGUCGAACGGCUGAUAGUGAAACUGCGCCACAAACUGAUAACCGAGGACACAGUAGUCACGAAGCACGUUCGUCAGAUGUUCCUCCACGUGAGAACACCUUCUACAGCUUUCCAAAUGCUCACUCUCAACACUUACAGGUCUACGAUCUCUGGGCUUUCGGGUGGAGUGAGAUCAACAUCCCCGAAUGUCUUCUGACGUUGAGUACGGAGGGAAAACUCUCUUUGGACGGACAGGCACCUCUUCGGAAGAACGAUAUCAGCAAACCAGACUUCGGAAGCAAAGAGAGCAUUAUCUGA